AUGUACAUGUGUGUACCAGAGUGUGAUCCCAUGUACAUGUGUGUACCAGAGUGUGAUCCCAUGUAUAUGUGUGUACCAGAGUGUGAUCCCAUGUACAUGUGUGUACCAGAGUGUGAUCCCAUGUAUAUGUGUGUACCAGAGUGUGAUCCCAUGUAUAUGUGUGUACCAGAGUGUGAUCCCAUGUACAUGUGUGUACCAGAGUGUGAUCCCAUGUAUAUGUGUGUACCAGAGUGUGAUCCCGUGUAUAUGUGUGUACCAGAGUGUGAUCCCAUGUACAUGUGUGUACCAGAGUGUGAUCCCAUGUAUAUGUGUGUACCAGAGUGUGAUCCCAUGUACAUGUGUGUACCAGAGUGUGAUCCCAUGUACAUGUGUGUACCAGAGUGUGAUCCCAUGUAUAUGUGUGUACCAGAGUGUGAUCCCAUGUAUAUGUGUGUACCAGAGUGUGAUCCCAUGUACAUGUGUGUACCAGAGUGUGAUCCCGUGUAUAUGUGUGUACCAGAGUGUGAUCCCAUGUAUAUGUGUGUACCAGAGUGUGAUCCCAUGUAUAUGUGUGUACCAGAGUGUGAUCCCAUGUACAUGUGUGUACCAGAGUGUGAUCCCAUGUAUAUGUGUGUACCAGAGUGUGAUCCCAUGUACAUGUGUGUACCAGAGUGUGAUCCCGUGUAUAUGUGUGUACCAGAGUGUGAUCCCAUGUACAUGUGUGUACCAGAGUGUGAUCCCAUGUAUAUGUGUGUACCAGAGUGUGAUCCCAUGUACAUGUGUGUACCAGAGUGUGAUCCCAUGUACAUGUGUGUACCAGAGUGUGAUCCCAUGUACAUGUGUGUACCAGAGUGUGAUCCCAUGUACAUGUGUGUACCAGAGUGUGAUCCCAUGUAUAUGUGUGUACCAGAGUGUGAUCCCAUGUAUAUGUGUGUACCAGAGUGUGAUCCCAUGUACAUGUGUGUACCAGAGUGUGAUCCCAUGUACAUGUGUGUACCAGAGUGUGAUCCCAUGUACAUGUGUGUACCAGAGUGUGAUCCCAUGUACAUGUGUGUACCAGAGUGUGAUCCCAUGUACAUGUGUGUACCAGAGUGUGAUCCCGUGUACAUGUGUGAUCCCGUGUACAUGUGUGUACCAGAGUGUGAUCCCGUGUACAUGUGUGAUCCCGUGUACAUGUGUGUACCAGAGUGUGAUCCCGUGUACAUGUGUGUACCGGAGUGUGAUCUCGUGUACAUGUGUGUACUGGAGUGCGAUUCCGUGUGUACCAUAUUGUGA
Molecule: messenger RNA, 1254 nt
Organism: Rana temporaria (common frog)
Lineage: Eukaryota; Metazoa; Chordata; Amphibia; Anura; Ranidae
Product: keratin-associated protein 16-1-like
Exons: 1
Coding region: 1-1254 (417 amino acids)
Source: RefSeq, a predicted model, not a curated record